This is a messenger RNA of Rattus norvegicus (Norway rat), 1871 nucleotides long. NCBI's taxonomy places the organism in Eukaryota, Metazoa, Chordata, Mammalia, Rodentia, Muridae. The record is from RefSeq and is a predicted model, not a curated record.
ACUGGGCCCUAGUGUCCUCCGCGACCAAGUUCAAGCUUGCCCGCCUUCUCAGGGGCUUCCAUUCAUUUCGGGCCAAGACUACUGCUGCCCUCGCCCCCAUACUAUUGUAGCGUUGCGCAGGCAGGGCUUGGGGAAGCAGUGCCCUGAGUAAAGAGACCACCUGGGGGUGGUGGAGGUGGAUACAGAGGGAAUUGGACAAUUAAUUGUAUGCCUGGACGAGGAUCAGGAAACCUUGGAUGAAGUUUUAGGACCAUCUAAGAGUGUAACACUGGAUAAAAUCCUGAAAGUGGUAGCAUUUGGAGAUCUGAGGAUUAAAUAAAUGUUUGUUAGGUUCUGGGAAGCGCAGAAUCCGGUUACACGGAGGUGCGAGUGCACAGAGGGAUUCCGGAGGCACAGCCCCAGGAUGCUCCCAUUUGCCUCCUGCCUCCCCGGGUCUUUACUGCUCUGGGCGUUUCUGCUGUUGCUCUUGGGAGCAGCGUCCCCACAGGAUUCCGAAGAGCCGGACAGCUACACGGAAUGCACAGAUGGCUAUGAGUGGGAUGCAGACAGCCAGCAUUGCCGGGAUGUCAAUGAGUGCCUGACCAUCCCCGAGGCUUGCAAGGGUGAAAUGAAAUGCAUCAACCACUACGGGGGCUAUUUGUGUCUGCCUCGCUCUGCUGCCGUCAUCAGUGAUCUCCACAGUGAAGGACCUCCACCACCAGCAGCCUCUGCUCAACACCCAAAUCCUUGCCCUCCGGGCUAUGAACCUGAUGAACAGGAGAGCUGUGUGGAUGUGGAUGAGUGUACCCAGGCUAUACAUGACUGUCGCCCUAGCCAGGACUGCCAUAACCUUCCUGGCUCCUAUCAGUGCACCUGCCCCGAUGGUUACCGAAAAAUUGGGCCCGAAUGUGUAGACAUAGAUGAGUGUCGCUACCGCUACUGCCAGCACCGAUGCGUGAACCUGCCAGGCUCUUUCCGAUGCCAGUGUGAGCCCGGCUUCCAGUUGGGACCUAACAACCGCUCUUGUGUGGAUGUGAACGAGUGUGACAUGGGAGCCCCGUGUGAGCAGCGCUGCUUCAACUCCUAUGGGACCUUCCUGUGUCGCUGUAACCAGGGCUAUGAGCUACACCGGGAUGGCUUCUCCUGCAGUGAUAUCGAUGAGUGCAGCUACUCCAGUUACCUCUGCCAGUACCGCUGUGUCAAUGAGCCAGGUCGCUUCUCCUGUCACUGCCCACAAGGCUACCAACUGCUGGCCACAAGGCUCUGCCAAGACAUUGACGAGUGCGAAACAGGUGCACACCAGUGUUCGGAGGCCCAAACCUGCGUCAACUUCCAUGGGGGUUACCGCUGUGUGGACACCAACCGUUGUGUGGAGCCCUAUGUCCAAGUGUCGGACAACCGCUGCCUCUGUCCUGCCUCCAACCCCCUUUGUCGAGAGCAACCGUCAUCCAUCGUGCACCGCUACAUGAGCAUCACCUCAGAGCGAAGUGUGCCUGCCGACGUGUUUCAGAUCCAGGCAACCUCUGUCUACCCUGGCGCCUACAAUGCCUUUCAGAUCCGUGCUGGGAACACACAGGGGGACUUCUACAUUAGGCAAAUCAACAAUGUCAGCGCCAUGCUGGUCCUUGCCAGACCGGUGACAGGACCCCGGGAGUACGUCCUGGACCUCGAGAUGGUCACCAUGAACUCCCUUAUGAGUUACCGGGCCAGCUCUGUACUGAGACUCACCGUCUUUGUGGGAGCCUAUACCUUCUGAAGAAGACCCUCAGGGAAGGGUCAUGUUGGGGGGCCCCUUCCCCCCUCCCAUAGCUUAAGAAGCCCUGGGGGCUGAAGGAUGACUGUUCUGUUUAAAGGGACUAUGAUGUGAAGGACAAUAAAGGGAGAAAGAAGGA